Oncorhynchus tshawytscha (Chinook salmon) is the source of this 10028-nucleotide messenger RNA. Its product is annotated as kinesin-like protein KIF21B. The record is from RefSeq and is a predicted model, not a curated record. Gene Ontology annotation, biological process: mitotic spindle organization; microtubule-based movement. NCBI's taxonomy places the organism in Eukaryota, Metazoa, Chordata, Actinopteri, Salmoniformes, Salmonidae. The transcript is spliced from 34 exons. Bases 375 to 5405 code for a protein of 1676 amino acids. Gene Ontology annotation, molecular function: microtubule binding; ATP binding; microtubule motor activity.
UGUGAGACAGACAAUAAAUAGGCAGAGAAGGCUGUUACUGUGUGGUUUUGGAUGAGCGCCGAAACGGUUUGUAGACUUCGCACAUACACAACAGGAUGUAGCAGCGGCGAAAUAAAUAAGAAAGGAGAAGAAAAGCGCGUGCGAAGAACGGAGGUGUAGAUUGUGAGAGUGGACAGAAGCAGAAGCCGACUGUAGCAGGAUUACCCACGGCAGGUUAUGAUGACAGCACCGCGGCCCGAGCUUCUAACCUGAAGUACCGCUCCAUGCGCUUUUGUUUGCCGCAAUACUGGAUUUUUACGCACUAAACGGACUCUGACUGGCACAGGUUCAGAUACUUUUGUAACAGAGGGGAGCACUGAAAGAAAGAGGACAGGAUGGCGAGCCAGAACGACUGCUGUGUGAAGGUCUCUUUGAGGAUCCGUCCCCAGAUGGCGAAGGAGAAGAUUGAGGGCUGUCACGUGUGUACGCUGGUCACGCCCGGGGAGCCCCAGAUGUUGCUGGGUAAAGACAAGGCCUUCACGUACGACUUUGUGUUCGACAUCGACUCAGCCCAGCAGCAGAUCUAUGCUGCCUGCGUCCACAAACUCAUCGAGGGCUGUUUCGACGGAUACAACGCUACGGUGUUUGCCUAUGGACAGACAGGCUCAGGGAAGACCCAUACCAUGGGGACAGGGUUUGACAUGAACGUGCAGGAGAAGGACCAGGGUAUCAUCCCGCGGGCUGUUCGUCAGCUGUUCCUGGGCAUCCAGGAGAGGAAGACACAGGCCCAGCAGCAGGGCACACACCCUCCAGAGUUUAAAGUCAGUGCACAGUUCCUAGAGCUGUACAAUGAGGAGAUCCUAGAUCUGUUUGACGGAGCCAGAGACCCAGACUGUAAGAGCAGGAAGUCUAAUAUCAAGAUCCAUGAGGAUGGCAGCGGCUCCAUCUACACCACCGGAGUCACCUCACGACUUGUCAACUCAGAGGAAGAGCUGUUACAGUGUCUGAAGCUGGGAGCGUUGUCUCGUACCACGGCCAGUACCCAGAUGAACGCAUCUAGUUCCAGAUCUCACGCCAUCUUCACCAUCAACCUCUGUCAGAUGAGAGUCUGUCAACAAACUGAGGAGAAUGGUGAGGUGAACGGAGGUGUAAAUGGAGGUGUGAUUGGGGAGGUGAACGUAGGUGAAAAUGGAGAUGUGAUUGGGGAGGUGAACGGAGAGGUGAAUGGUGUUGGCAGAGAUGGAGGGUCUAUUACCAAGCCUGAGUAUGAGACUCUGAUGGCCAAGUUUCACUUUGUGGACCUAGCUGGAUCAGAGAGACUCAAACGCACCGGAGCAACGGGAGAACGGGCACGGGAGGGCAUAUCCAUCAACUGUGGACUGCUGGCUUUGGGGAAUGUGAUCAGUGCUCUGGGGGACCAGGCUAAGAAAGGAGGACAUGUUCCCUACAGAGACUCUAAACUAACGCGCCUACUACAGGACUCACUGGGAGGAAACAGUCGUACGUUGAUGAUCGCGUGUGUGAGUCCGUCGGACCGGGACUUCAUGGAGACCCUGAACACACUGAAGUACGCCAACAGAGCCAGGAACAUCAAGAACAAGGUGGUGGUGAACCAAGACAAGACCAGCCAACAGAUGUCUGCCCUUAGGGCUGAGAUUGCCAGGCUACAAAUGGAACUUAUGGAGUAUAAAGCGGGUAAGCGUGUGGCAGGUGAGGACGGCUCGGAGGGCUUCAGUGAUCUGUUCCAGGAGAACUCGAUGUUACAGAGAGAGAACGACACGCUACGCAUGCGAGUCAAAGCCAUGCAGGAGACCAUUGACCACCUCAACACACGGGUAACCACGCUCCUCGCCAACGAGGUCAGCACGCUGCUGGCCAAGUCGGGUGAGGGCAAUGAGGAGAUUGGUGCUCUGAUACAGAACUAUAUCAGAGAGAUUGAGGAGCUCAGAUCAAAGCUCCUGGAGAGCGAGUCGAUGAACGAGUGUCUUCGUCGCAGUGUAACCCGUCUCUCCUCCCGCUCCCCGUUCACCAGCUCCUCCUCUCAUAGCUCCACCCCAGGGCCACACCCCUUAGGCUCUUCCCCUUCCCUUUCCAUGGAGGCGGAGAUGACGGACGUGAUUCGUCGAGCCAAGACGGACAUCGAGAGGCUGAAGAAGAAGGAGAGGAGACAGAGGAGGAUGAGCCCAGAGAAAGAGAAGGGGUUGAAGAAACGAGCGAAGCUUCAUUCUCAUGAGAACGGACAUAAUGGAGAAAACGGCCAGAUGGACUCGGAUGACAACUACACAGAGGACGUGAUGUCACCUCUGCAGGAGGAGGAGAGUGGGUGUGACGAGGAAGAGGAGGAGGAGGAGGGGAGGGACGAAGAGGAGUUUGACAGUGAUGAGAGUCUGGUGGACUCUGACUCGGACUCUGAUGAGAAAGCUAAUUUCCAGGUGGAUCUGGCAGACCUGACGAGUGAGAUUGAGAUCAAGCAGAAGUUGAUCGAUGAGCUGGAGAACAGUCAGAAGAGACUGCUGCAGCUCAAGCUACAGUAUGAAGAGAAACUCAUCCUGCUGCAGAACAAGAUCAGAGACACACAGCUUGAGAGAGAUAGAGUACUGCACAACCUCUUGUCUAUGGAGAACUACACGGAGGAGAAGGCUAGCAGGAUUAAAUCCGAGUAUGAGAAGAGGCUGAAGGAGAUGAACAGAGACCUGCUGAAACUGCAGGCAGCACAGAAGGAACACACGAGGCUACUGAAGAACCAGGGACGCUAUGAACAGGAACUGAAGAAACUGCAGCAGGAGGUCAACGAGAUGAAGAAAGCCAAGGUGGCACUGAUGAAGCAGAUGAAGGAGGAGCAGCUGAGGAGGAGGAUGAUGGAGGCCAAGAGGAACAGAGAGAUCGCUCAGCUCAAGAAGGAGCAGCGACGACAGGAAUACCAGAUUCGUUCGUUGGAGAGUCAGAAGCGUCAGCAGGAGCUGGUACUGAGGAGAAAGAGCCAGGAGGUGACAGCCUUACGACGUUUGGCUAAACCCAUGUCUGGACGUAUGGCUAGACGACUACAGCCCCUAGACUCCGGAGCAGAACUGUCUGCCAGCACCACCUCCUCUGAACCAGAGUCCAACCGGACCUCAACCAAAGUGUCUAACAUAGUGAGACAGUGGAACACCAAGAUGAAUGGCUACCUGGGAGAGAGCGAGGGGAUUACUACCAACGGGACACAGGUUGUUGGCAGUAGGACGCGUGUCCAGCAGCGCAAGGGUGUUCUCGUGGGCAGCAGUAGUUUCUCCAAGGCGGCCCGUCAGAAGUGGCAGACUCUAGAGAGGAGGAUCCUGGACAUCGUCAUGCAGAGGAUGACCAUCACCAACGUCGAGGCCGACAUGGACCGACUCAUCAAGAAACGAGAGGAGCUGUCUGUGCAGCAGGAGGCACUCUUGCGUAAAAGGCAGGUGCUUAUGGCUGAGGGGGAGGGGCCUGACGGGGAGGACCGCCUAGUCCAGGAAAUGAACGAGGACAUUGAGGUUCUGAAUGCAAACAUCGACUACAUCAACGACAGCCUAUCAGACUGCCAGGCAACCAUCGUUCAGAUAGAGGAGACCAAGGAUGAGCUGGACUCGGUGGACACCUCAGUGGUCAUCAGCUCCUGCUCUCUGGCUGAGGCUCGACACCUCCUGGACCACUUCCUCAAGGCCUCCAUUGACAAGGGUUUACAGGUGGCUCAAAAGGAGUCUCAGAUCCGUCUGUUGGAGGGCCAGCUGAGACAGACAGAUAUGAUUGGCUCUGCCCAUAACCACAUCAUCCUGGACGCGCUGAGAGAAAAGGCUGAGUGUAUCCCCGAGCUGCAGGCACUCAUACACAACGUACAGCAGGAGAAUGGUUAUGUUAGCACCGACGAGGAGCCUUUAGAGUUUAGCCAGGCCUCUGACGGCAGUGUGUCUCGGAUGAAGUCCUCAGCUAGUCAGGAUGACUGCAAGCUGAAGGUUCAGAGUGAGCCCCGUCUGUCAGCCCAGAUGAAAGCGGUAUCGGCAGAGUACCUGGGUCCCGUGUUAGACCCGUCCACUAAGAACAUCACCAAGUCCCUGGCCUCCCUAACAGACAUCCAGGAGAACGGCGGCUCAGGUGGCCUGAGCCUCACUCUCCCCAUCUUUAGAGACAGAGUGUCCAGGACCAUCAGCCUGCCUGUCCGGGGACACACCUUUCCUCGACAGUCUCGGGGGGGUGACACCUCCCCUUUAACAAGGAGGAAGUCUUAUGACCGAGGCCAGUCUUACAGAAAUGCUGAUGGGCAUACUCCCCCAUCCUCCCCCCCUCUCAGAACCAGAAACGACCGCAAUGUCUUUUCAAGGCUCACCAGCAACCAGAGCCAAGGCUCCGCACUGGACAAGUCGGAUGACAGCGACUCCUCUCUCUCGGAGGUGCUCAGGGGUGUGAUCACUCCCACGGGGGGAGUGAAGGGGGGACGGACGGCGCCCCUCCAGUGUUCAGCCAUAGCAGAGGGACACUCUAAACCUGUCCUCUGUGUGGACGCUACAGAUGAACUGCUCUUCACUGGAUCCAAAGACCGGACGUGUAAGAUGUGGAACCUGGUGACGGGACAGGAAAUCGUCACGCUGAAAGGGCACCCCAAUAACGUGGUCUCAGUCAAAUACUGUUCCUCCUCCUGCCUCGUCUUCUCUGUCUCCACCUCCUACAUCAAGGUCUGGGACAUACGAGACUCUGCCAAGUGUGUCCGCACCCUCACGUCUUCAGGCCAGGUGAUAUCAGGGGAUGCGUGUGUGGGCACCACCACCCGUACCAUCACGGUGGCACAGGGUGAAUACCAGAUCAACCAGAUAGCUCUCAAUCCCUCUGGCUCUGUUCUCUAUGCUGCUGCUGGUAACACCGUACGCACCUGGGACCUCAACAGGAUGAUGGCAUUAGGGAAGCUGACAGGUCAUAUAGGCUCAGUGAUGUGUCUCACUGUAGGUCAGUCUCUACUGGGCAAAGACCAGGUUAUCACUGGCUCCAAGGACCACUAUGUCAAGGUGUUUGACGUGGCAGAGGGCAUGCUGGGUAAUUUAGGCCCCGCCCACAACUUUGAGCCUCCGCACUAUGACGGCAUCGAGUGUCUGGCCAUCCAGGGAGACGUUCUGUUCAGCGCAUCACGAGACAACGGCAUCAAGAAGUGGGACCUGGAGAACCAAGAACUCACCCAGCAAAUCCCCAACGCCCAUAAGGACUGGGUGUGUGCGCUGGCAUACGUUCCAGGGCGACCCAUGUUGCUGAGUGCCUGUCGGGGAGGCAUGCUGAAGGUGUGGAACGUUGAUAACUUCACCCCCAUAGGAGAGGUCAAGGGUCAUGAGAGCCCCAUCAAUGCCAUCUGCACCAACUCACGGCACAUCUUCACCGCUUCCAGUGAUAUGACAGUGAAGAUCUGGUCAGCAAAGGUGGGGAAGAAGAGGUGACGUUCGGUCGGAGCGUUAUUGUGACAUCAUUAUCUGCGGCCAUCUUUACUGAGGGCCUUCACCCCUGACCUCUGACCCUCUCACCUCAACCACCUCAACCAAUCAGGUGUGAUGCGGCAGGACUUCACGGUUACCAACCAUGACCGGGACGACCGGUGUGGAUGACGCGUCGUCGCAAAGUUCAGUCUCCUCCGGAAAGAUCCUGAUGAGGAGUGUGUCUUCAACUGAAAGGCAAAACGGGAAGCUUGAGAGUUUUUGCCUUUUCUUGUUUCUACUGCCAAUCCAACUGGAAGUGCAAUUGAGGUGUGAUGGGAUUUGGACAAGACAAAACCUUUAUUGUGCCAGAUAAUGGCUGUGUGAGGACAGAAAUCAGAAUGCCCAUGGGACAUUCAUAGACACAGCUACUGACUGAUUCAUCUACUCUCCUAUUUAUUAGUCAUUCAAUGAAAACAAGGUCUCCCAGAGGUGAACUGACCCUUGGAGAACACCAUUUCUGAGCCAACUAAAGACUAUGUUUCUAUCUUCAGGGCUGUCUGUGUUUGAUUGUCUACUGGCUGAGAUGAACCAACUGGAAUUCAUGUAUAGCAAAGGGGGCUGAGAGAGCGAGUUGUUCAGUAUACAUGCAGUAUGUAUGUUGAAACCACUCGACAGUUUGUUGAGAGUUCACUUCAGCCCUUUGUGAUUCCCUGUCUCUUCAUCUCCAUGGAUGGGUUUUCUGUGGCCUCUACCUUGGCUGCAGGCUGCUGAGUCUGCACUGAGAGAGCCUAGCAAUAAUAACAUCACUACUAACACCAGUCCUGGAGGAACACACACACACGCACACACACACUGCUGUCUUAUCAGGGUGGAAGUGCAGGAAUAAUAGUAUUAUUCACACUCGCACAGACACACCAUCCCCACCGGACAGCGGUAUCUCCACAGGUGCCAAAGUUCAAGAUCGUUAUCUCUCCUGUCUCUAUGCGGCCGGAGACUGGCCCGAGUCCCACAUGGCACCCUACUUCCUAUGAAGUGCACUACUUUUGACCAGGGAUUAGGGUGCCAGUUGGGACUCGCCCUCUCUCUCUCUCUCUCUCUCUCUCUCUCUCUCUCUCUCUCUCUCUCUCUCUCUCUCUCUCUCUCUCUCUCUCUCCUCUCUCUCUCUCACUGAGGCUCUCAAGUGCUUCAAUAAGCGCCCCCUGGAAGCCACCAUCUCAACCGCUCCUCUCCUCUCACUCUGUGAGUCUGGUAUGCUGUGCGACUCCAUUCGGAGCUUAUUAGCUGUUGUAACUUCUGCAAAACUGGGUUUGAAUCACAGGAGGUUGGUGGCACUGUGAUUGUGGGGGACGGGCUUGUGGUAAUGGCUGGAGCGGAAUAAGUGGAAUUGGUAUCAAACACAUCAAGCACAUGGUUUGUUUGAUGCCAUUCCAUUCGUACCGAUCCAGCCGUCAUGAGCCGUUCUCCCCUCAGCAGCCUCCACUGGUUUGAGUACUAUUUGAAAUCUUUCAAAUAUUUGUCAGCAUUUCUUCUAGCCUGCCUGGAUUUGCCAGACGUGGCCCAUGAUGCCAGGCAAGCUCAAUCAAGCACAGAUAAAGUAUUUGGAAUUUCAAAUAGUAUUUGAGCCCAGGUCUGAACUGAUGAUAAUUGUAACUGCAGACACCGAUAUAGCUCUAGUUCUGCACCACAGAGAGUGGUGGGAGGGAUGGUGAUGCUAGCCAGGCUAAUUGGCUGCUGUGUUAGCAGGUGGUGAUGAGUUAUGCUGCAUGAUGGGCAAAAGUCUGAUUAAGUAGGUCAGGACAGGGGAAGAGUGCUUGCGUCCCUAUUGGCACCCUAUUCCCUGCAUAGUGCACUACAUUUGACAAGAGUCCAAUGGGCCCUCGUCAAAAGUAGUGCACUAUAUAAGGAAUAGGGUGCCAUUUGGGACGCACACUUUACCAGAUCUUUAUUUAUUCCGUUCAGUAGUUUUAAAGAAGGAACCCUUCCCUGCUGUGUGUGUGCCUUUGGGGUAGUGUGGGGGCGACGCCUGGCUUCACACACACACACACACACACACACACACACACACACACACACACACACACACACACACACAUGCUUUUAGGUUAUCCAUCUUGCCUGGCAGGGCUUGGCUUCCUUCAGCUCUGAGAUUUACUGUCUGCUAAGUUAAACAUAUUUGUCUUCUAGCCCUCCCGCGCACACACACGCACACACACACUCAUGUGGCUAACCACUAUCUCCAGGCACCGUUGAUCAGAGAAUCUUCCCUCCUAACCCUUUUAGAAGGGGACAUUCUAAUCAUUUCCCACUGACAAUGUCACAACGUAGAACAUUCCGAAAAAAUUGUGAAAUUCUCACACUCCUCCCUGAGGAUCGGAAAUAUCUUUAGAUGCCUAGUGAGCGACUGAGCCACGUGUAACUCACAGCAUUUUUUCUCCUGUGAAUAUAUCUAGUUGUUAUUGAGUGCACUUUAUCUGGUAAAGACUUAGAAACGUGUGUACUGCACUGUGAUCAAAUGGAUGACAUUAGAGGAAGGGAUUGGUGGUCCAAUAGAGCAAAAGAAAAGAGUCCCAAAUGAAAUCUACUGCAAUGAGAAUCUCAAAUCAUGUCUUUUGUAGAGCUGUCUUUGAAGACUGAAUCAAUGGUGUCUCUCUUACGAGACAUGUGGAUGCUGCUAACAUGAUGUAAAUAGUUUGAUAAAUAGAAACAUAAGACAUAAGAUGACACAAUCACGUUAUUCUGAGCCUAGGUUUAGGUCUGAGUUGAAGGUAGAGGGAGUUUAUACUAUACACAGAUCCAGUUUUACAGUCUCUGUAUGUAGCCCAUAACGCCUUGUUUUUAAAGCCAUUUGAAUGUGUUUAAGGUACAAUCAAUGUUCCUUUGUCAUAGAGGAAUAUCUAUGGAAUAUCUAUGUAAUCUCCAUCGACUUUUAGGACUUCUUUAAUAACGUCAUAUCAUGCAUUUUUUGUUGUUGUUGUCGACUCCCUUUUUAAUAUUGUAUUUUCCAAAUCCUCUAUCAUGUCCCUUGGAGGACCAGGCUUAACAUGAAGGAUGUUGAACACCCACAGCUGUGCCAAUCACCUAUAGCUAGCUAACUAUGUGGUGCUCUACUCUGUUCACUGUUCCAGGAUCAGCCUUUCUACUCCUUCGCUCAGUGUGUUUCACAGUAGCUGUUCGAGGAAGCUCUGUGGUACCUUAAAGGCGCUUUAAAGGUGCCCCUGCUUGUGCAUUUGCUGUAGAACAGAGCUGCGUGUACAUAGCGGUUGUGAUGGUAGGAGAGGAGGAAGCCUCAGAACCAUGAGCAGAAUUAAUAUUCCAACCGAAUGUUCAGUCACACUGUAUUUGGAUAGUGCGGAUAGUCCGUCUGUGGUCAUACCAUCAACAAAUAAUCUGUUGACCGGCAACUGCUUGCUAAGGUUAGGUUUAGAAUAAGGGUAAGGGUUAAUUUUUGGGUUAGGUUAAGGGUUAUGGCUACUAGAUAGUUACUGAUCAUCUACAGAUGGCCUAUCCGAAAUAAAGUGUUACCGAAUGCUCUAAUUGAUGACGUCACACAGGUGCUGUUUUAAUUCCGGAACAGGACGCCGAUGAGAACAAUCAAAAUGCUCACCUCGUAGUCUCAACGGGUUAACCACACAGCCAAAUUAGAACCCCUCUCCUCUCCAGUUGGAAGAGCUGCUACUGACCGAGCAUGUCUGACAGCCAUGUCCACUCGCUAUAGAUUCCUAGGCUUCUUCUCUCGUCUCCAUCGGUACCUCUCUUGUUGGCUGGAUCACCUGUAUACAGGUGUAUUAUGCUGUCUAUCGGAGGGGAGAUUUGGGCACAGUUAUUGACUUCCUGGUUAUCCGGCGCCCCGACAAAAAGUCGACUGACUUUCCUACCCUGUGUGCAGAGAUGACCGUCUGUAUAUCUACCCGAGCUUAAACGUUCACCUAAUUAGAAAAUGAACCACUCAGCCUAUCAGCUCCACGUCUCUGCCGCUUGCCUCUGCUUUGGCUCUAAACACCAGUGAUUCUAUUUUUUUUUUAGCAGAAAUGGUCUGUGAAUAAAGUGACCUGACGCGGAAUGGCAACAAACAACAAAAGCGUCUAACGGUGCACUCUGGCUGCUCUACUAGUGGUCUGAAUCACUCGUACUGUAGAUGUGCUAAGAGCCACGUUGCUCACGAAGGCUCUGGGAAACACCUUGUCUACUAAUGAUACAAUGUAAGAAAUGUAUCUAAUAUGUGCUGAUAUCUAGGCCUAAUUCAAACACUGACCAGAGCUGGUAUUUUGAGUUGCUGCUCAGAAGUGCACACAAUUAGAGGUCACACGGAGGGAUGGCGUCCCGUUGUCGGCUGUUUCUCUCUGUUUCUGUUUCACAGGCAAAGUGGACAGUAACGUGUAUCUGGUGGUAUCUGUGAACCAGGGUCAAAUGUCAUACCAGGUGCCUUUUUUUCACAGGCUCCUCCCCCUGCGGACUACUGUAAGUGUUUGUACAGAUAACAUUGUGUUUCUUUUUCUACAAUGUGCAUGUGACCAAAUACCAUGUAAAAUACCUUGACAUUUAAAAACUGUAAGUAGAUGUAUUAUUUAAUGAUGGAUCAAUAAAACGUUCCUUCAAUUAAAUAAAGAACUUCAAAGAAUAAAAUCGGUGGUCUCAAAAGUACUCAAA